Molecule: messenger RNA, 2537 nt
Organism: Alligator sinensis (Chinese alligator)
Lineage: Eukaryota; Metazoa; Chordata; Crocodylia; Alligatoridae
Gene: RASSF1
Product: Ras association domain family member 1
Exons: 5
Coding region: 253-1065 (270 amino acids)
Biological process (GO): Ras protein signal transduction
Cellular component (GO): nucleus; microtubule cytoskeleton
Source: RefSeq, a predicted model, not a curated record
AGGCAGCGGAGGGGCAGAAAACAGGCUACAGUUUGAGGUAUGGUAACUACUGAGGGGUCAAGUGGCUAGUCAGGAUGCAAACUCAUCUCUCCAGGCUCAUGCUGCUUGUUCCUAGCUACAAAGGUAACAUUCAAGAGCAAUAGGCCUCACCCUGCCUGUACCUAGCAGUUCUGGCAAAUACAAUGUCCCAGGGCCUGCCACUCCUUCCUGCAGACUGCUGGAUUCCUCCUUUGUCUGGCUCCCAUCCGCCUCAUGCCCUCUCCUUCCUCUUCCCACCCAGAUUGCAAGUUCAUGUGCCAUUAUCGUUGCCGUGCCCUGAUCCGCCUGGACUGCAGCGGUCCUCGAUACCAGGACAACUCAUCUGAGGCCAAUGAGCAGACAGUGGAGAAAGACACCAAUGUGGAUGAGCAGAUUGACUGGGAGAAGCCGGUUCUGAGCCAAGCUGAGAUUGAGCAGAAGAUAAAGGAGUACAACAGUCAAAUCAACAGCAACCUCUUCAUGAGCCUGAACAAAGAUGGCUCCUACACGGGUUUCAUCAAGGUGCAGCUGAAGCUGGUCCGGCCAGUCUCUGUGCCAGCCACCAAGAAGACACCCACCAUCCAUGAUGCCAAGAAGGUGGCACGCUCCCAGGCGGUGAAGCGGCGCACAUCAUUCUACCUGCCCAAGGACACAGUCAAGCACCUGCACAUCAUCUCCCGCACGCGGGCCAGUGAGGUCAUUGAGGCCCUGCUCAAGAAAUUCAUGGUGGUUGACAAUCCCCGCAAGUUCGCUCUAUUCGAGAGAUCUGAGAAGGAAGACCAAGUUUACCUGCGGAAGUUGCCUGAUGACGAGCAGCCCCUGCGUCUUCGGCUGCUGGCUGGCCCCAGUGAGAAGGUCCUCAGCUUUGUCCUGAAGGAGAACGAGACUGGGGAGGUCAAUUGGGAUGCCUUCAGCAUGCCUGAGCUGCACAACUUCCUGCGAAUCCUGCAGCGGGAGGAGGAGGAGCAUGUCCGGCAGAUCCUGCAGAAGUAUGCCCACUGUCGCCAGAAGAUGCAGGAAGCGCUGGCCACUCGCACCCCAGGCUGAGCUACCCCCAUCUUAGACCCAAUGCUCCAACCAAGACCAAGUGGCUAGAGGAGGCGGCAAGGCGAGGCGAGCAAGGACUGAUCACUCCAGAAUUAUGCUUGCAGAUCGACGGCUCUCCUGCAUGGGUGCGGGGAGGUGGGUGGGGCAUGGUGGGAGGGGGUGGUGAGUGCCAGGUGAGUGUGCCCAUCCCUCAAGGAGCGAGUGUGAGCACUGGAGAGGCUGUGUGCCCGGGGGUACUCCCCGAGGGCAGGGGCCAGUCAGGAUGUAUGUGUGAAGUUGCUGCUGAGGAAGGGUGGUUGUGUCAGUGUUGAGACUGCUACUACCAGCUCCACUACAAGAAGAAAUUGAAUGCUACAGCUUUUCUAGGUCUAUUCUUUUGAGGACUCCCCUGGGCCCAGACCAGGGAUGGAUUAAGGUUCAACAUAGCACAGAUUAGCCUCAGAACCCUGCUUGAGCAUUCCAUGUCAAGGGGAUGGGGGCGGGGGGUCACCACAUUUGAAAAGUAGGCCCCAUCCCAGAUCACUUCAUGGGGGAGGUUGUGGUGCCAUAAAUUAGAAGCACUCUAAAUUCAUUUAUCCAUUCAGUCCUACCCUCUCAUUCAGUAACCAGGCCAGCAAGGCUGCAUGAUUGCAGCCAGACCCCUUUGUGCAAAAGCCCACCCUUAGGAGGCAUCCUCUGGGGAGAGCUGUGUGUCGCAAUGAAGACUGCUUACUGCCUUUUGGGAUGUAAGCUCAGUAGAACUGCUCCGGGGCUAAGCCCAGCCUUCCGGACCUUGUGUAACUGGGGCCACCCAGACCCCCAUUACCAAAGGUGGCCUUUCUCUCCAGAGUGAAGCCUGAGAACAGUGCUCCAGGUGAUUGUUCCUAAAGACCGUUGUUGGGCUACUGUGAGGAAACCCAUCCCUCCUGGAGAACUGCUGGAGCUGCUGCUGGAAAUGGACUCCUACAUCCUAGUAUGUAUUGCCAAGGAGCAACACUGGGAAGAUCCAUCCCCUUCAUGAGAAUGGACUAGGUUCAGGGGAACAGCACCCCACAGGCUUUAUGUAUACUGGCCUGGGCAUGUGCCCAAGGGCUAUAAUGGAGAGCCUGAGGUGUGCCAGUGUGUCUUUGGAAAGCAUUUGAUAGGCCAUCAUGGCUAUGCUGGGCAUUUUCCAUCCUUCUGUGGAGGAGCAGCAGGACCCCAGUAGUUGAGGGUCAGGGCACAGGUGUUUGUCUGUAAUGCAGGACCUAAAGGCUGAAGGCAGCCAGGAAGUUCCUUGCAUAUGUAUGAAACUGAUGCAGCGUGAGUGCAGUCAAGUGUUUCCUGUUGGCAGCAGGAUGUCGCCUUGGCAGUUGGUUUAUAUUUCAGUUUUGUUUUGUUUUUUCUUUUUAAUCGACUCUGAAUGUCCUGAACUUCCAGGGCUUGGAUGCUCUAGAGGCUCGGCCUGUGAAUGGUGCUGAUUUUGUGACGAUCAAUAAACAAUUCAGGGGCAA